Molecule: messenger RNA, 2535 nt
Organism: Seminavis robusta
Lineage: Eukaryota; Bacillariophyta; Bacillariophyceae; Naviculales; Naviculaceae
Source: the annotation of a GenBank genome assembly
AUGGAUGGGCAGCAAGCAUCUUGGAGAAGGGGUGGAGCAAUCCCCGAUCGAGAUAGUGUUCUCAAAGCUGCAAUCAAGCUAUGGGACAAAUUCAUGGAAUUCAAAUACGACAAUAUUGGUGCAGCUGACUUGGCAGGAGACAACUCGCUUGUUCUUCUAACUGAGUUAUGUACCCAGUGGGGAGAGAAUCCACCGAUGAAGCCUAAUGGUCAGCCUUACGCUCUUUCGGGUUUGACCAAGUAUAUACGAACCAUUAUCCAUGAUCUCAAGAAGACUUUUGGCAAUAACGAUGCCAUCAGAAAUGGCCCAGAGCUGUUCACUACCGAGGAGGUCAAUCAGCUAGUUAAAAUGCUGGAAGGAAAUCAUGGUAGAACUCUGAUGAUUGGCAGCAGAGAAUCGGAUGUAUUCAAAGAAUCAUUUCCUAUUCCUAGGCAGCACAGUGCAAGAACCAGGACACUACCUUUCAAUGAUUUUCCGAACAACAAUUUGAGAGAUAUGUCAAGAUCUGUGGAGCUGUUCGCGAUGGCUCAAAGGUUGUUUACCAGGGGAGAAUUCACUAAGCUUUGUAAGCUUCUAUUUACCUUCAACGGCAUAGGCAGAGGAGGAGAAGUGAAAUUUCUGUCAUACGACAAGAUGUUCAUGUGUUUUCAUUUCAAUGUUCUAUUUAUGCAGUGGUUCCAGAGGAAGGAACUCAAAACCAAUCCUUCUGGUUUUUGCAUGGAUUUCCAAUACCCCGAGCUCUGUAUUUUCUUCCAACUGGGUUGUUUUUGGUCAGUUGACAAUGGCCUCUCGAGGAAUCGAAAUGAUAUGGUUGACCCUAACUCUCCUCGAUACAGGACUGCAAAGUUUGUAUUUCCUGAUCUACACGAGAUUGCUGAUGACAGUGUCGCUAGGCAAAUGACCACUCUGAUUAGAACAUUGGUGCCCGAGCAGCUGAAGAAAUUCUAUUCGGUGAAGUCACUGCCAACUGGUGCCAUGUCUUUGCUUCAAUGGAACAGCUCGGUACUCCUACAAGAAGGCAUUGCUCUUGGUGGAUGGAAAACUGGAGCCAACAGCGAUUGGUAUGUUUGGAUUUACUUGGUUGCUAUUGUCCCAGCUGUUUUGGCAUUAGCUGGGUACCCACAGCCGAGAAUCAUCCCAACUCUACCAGAUAUUGAACUCUUAUAUCAAGAUCCAGACCCUAACAUGGUAUUCAGUGCAGUGAAGCUUCCUGAUUUUAUCAACAGCUUAUUUGUCAUAUCCCUCCCAGAGUUUCAAGGUCCCAAUGGUCGAUUACGGAACCUACUGUUGGUGGUCGUAGCAGUGAUGAUUAAGAACUUCCGACACUGCGAGAGGAAAUAUGGAAAUGGGCAUCCCUACGUUGUUAAAAUGAUUGGGGCUACUAUCUCCUCUGGCUUGGCAGUUGGCAAUGCCGAUGGCAGUGUCAAGCUCAAACACUGGUCCCGCAAGAUUACUAUGGAACUCACGAGAGCUGUGCCUGUCAUGCUCGAUACCAAUGACAAUGGAUUAGUUGCCAAUGCCGAUGGAUCUGUGGUUGCUCCGGGUAUUAAGCAAGAGCUUACCAUGAUAAAUCACAAUUUGGGAGAGCUGUUACGGGAAAGAAAUGCCAUGCAACAGCAGCUCGAAGCCAAUAAGCAGGAGAUCCAGUCACUCAAAGCAGAUAUGCAGGACGUCAAAUCGGGCCAAUACAGAACUGCAGGAAACCAGGAAGAAAUGAUGACGUCAGUCCGAGCAAUUUCACAAUCACUGGCCCAACUACAGUUACAACCACAGAGACAACAGGCCAACCCACCUCCCAGACAAGAGCCACCACCAAGGCAGCAACAGGUACGACAGCCUGCACAAGUUGUGCCACCACCUGCAUUACCACCCCCACCAGUGGCCCCAACUCUUCCACCACCAGUGGCGCUACUGCAACCACCACCUCCUGCACCCCUAGUACGCAACACUCUUUAUUCGAGGCUCCAACGCACCAGAGCUACAGACCCGGGUUCAAAUGGAAGAGGGAAAACCAAGACGGAGAGUACUGUAAAGUUUGUGAUGAUGGAUUUGUAUGACUCGAACCAUUUCAGAAGUCUUGGUCAAACCAAUCCACACCUGGAUUCCCUAUGGUCGCAUGUCAACACCAAGUUUUUCCGAGCUGAGAGGAGGCACAGGAAUACUCUGAUGCUGGCCCUUCGACUAGUUGAUUGUAUUUGGACAAGCGAAGAAAGGCUGGCAUCCAUCAACGGAAGCUUUCCCUCAAGAGAUGAUGCUCUCAAUGCCUAUCAUGGAAUAGACUUAUUUGUUAAGCGAGCUGUUCAUAUUUUCUCCAAACCAACCAAUGAAAAACCAAAUCCAAGACGAAAAUCAGCACUGCUUGGAGUUGGAACUUCAAUACACAGCAGUGGUGUUUCGGAGCUUCUAAAAACCUUUGUCCCAAACUGGAAUGCUCCACAAGCUCCAGGCUGGCAAACUCUGAGAGAUUAUGUUGUCACCAAGGAAACAGAAUUGAGGAACAGAAGAUUACAUCCAAGUAGAACUAACCAUGCAUAA